Asterias rubens (European starfish) is the source of this 883-nucleotide messenger RNA. RefSeq lists its product as uncharacterized. NCBI's taxonomy places the organism in Eukaryota, Metazoa, Echinodermata, Asteroidea, Forcipulatida, Asteriidae. The transcript is spliced from 3 exons. The record is from RefSeq and is a predicted model, not a curated record. Bases 314 to 670 code for a protein of 118 amino acids.
UUAUACAUUAACCGAUACAUUUUUCAUGUGUUUGUUAAUAUUGGCAUGCUCCAUUUGAAGUCUGUUAGACUUUCAGCCUGGUUGUUUUCGAAGAAUAUUGCUGUACUUAACGUACAUAAUGUUUCAACUGUCAUUGCUUUAGACGUUGUGUUGGUCAAAGUUUGUAGGUGAGCCAGAAGAAAUUUAGUUCUUGCAGAAGUUGAUUUUCUUGUUUUAUCAUGACGUUUCUUCAGCAGUGGAUCUUUAGGGGUUUUUUCUCUGAUGAACGUGAUGUUUUUCUUCAUCCGUGAAGUUACUGCGCAACAUUUUCAUAAUGUUUCAAGAGUUUUCAAGUCCAGGAUGCCAGCAGAAAAAUCUGAGAUGGAGAUGGUACAGGCGCAUCAGCGGAUGUUUCAGAUGCAGAGAGCUCUCAAGUUUCAAGUAUUCUCAUAAAGUUGAGUCUCUACUGUCGAGUCCACAAGCUGAAUACUACAAGCCUCAGCUCUUCAAAUCGGCACCCAUAGUGUUCCAUUUCUUUGACUGUAUAAAUCUUACACUACUCUGUUUGCUACCACAUCGGUUGACUGUUUUUGACAGUAUGGAAAUAAUUAUGUGUGAACGGAAUCAAAUGUGCAGUGCACGGAUAAAGGUCAUUUUCAGUAAGUUAUUGAUCAGAUGUUCGUUUUAUUAAGGUUGUCUACAUUUCUUGAGUUAAUGUAAUUCGGUCUUCCGGUCGGCCGUGGCAUUGUGCGCUUUGUUAAUUUGAUAGUCAGUCACACUUCCUGUAAUUAUAUUACUAUAGCCAUAAUAUUAUUUGAACAUGAAUUACAAUUAAAAGGCACUGGACACCUUUGAUAAUCGUCAAAGACAAGUAUUCUCACUUUGUGUGUUCCAACAUGCCAAC